Molecule: messenger RNA, 411 nt
Organism: Plasmodium malariae
Lineage: Eukaryota; Apicomplexa; Aconoidasida; Haemosporida; Plasmodiidae
Product: histone H3 variant, putative
Exons: 1
Coding region: 1-411 (136 amino acids)
Cellular component (GO): nucleosome
Molecular function (GO): protein heterodimerization activity; DNA binding; structural constituent of chromatin
Source: RefSeq, a predicted model, not a curated record
AUGGCAAGGACAAAACAAACGGCAAGAAAGUCCACAGGAGGAAAAGCUCCAAGAAAACAACUCGCUUCGAAAGCAGCAAGAAAAUCAGCUCCCGUAUCAACUGGUAUAAAGAAACCCCACAGAUAUCGACCAGGAACAGUUGCCUUAAGAGAAAUUAGAAAAUUUCAGAAAUCAACGGACUUGUUAAUAAGAAAAUUGCCAUUUCAAAGAUUAGUAAGAGAAAUUGCACAAGAAUAUAAAACAGACUUAAGGUUUCAAUCACAAGCAGUUUUAGCAUUACAAGAAGCAGCUGAGGCAUAUUUGGUAGGACUUUUUGAAGAUACCAACUUGUGUGCAAUUCAUGCAAAAAGAGUUACUAUCAUGCCAAAGGACAUUCAGUUAGCUAGACGUAUACGUGGGGAGAGAUCUUAA